This is a messenger RNA of Manihot esculenta (cassava), 2371 nucleotides long. Its product is annotated as luminal-binding protein 5. Gene Ontology annotation, cellular component: nucleus; endoplasmic reticulum lumen; membrane. Gene Ontology annotation, biological process: endoplasmic reticulum unfolded protein response; cellular response to unfolded protein; protein refolding. The coding region runs from base 159 to 2153 and encodes 664 amino acids. The record is from RefSeq and is a predicted model, not a curated record. Lineage: Eukaryota; Viridiplantae; Streptophyta; Magnoliopsida; Malpighiales; Euphorbiaceae. The transcript has 8 exons. Gene Ontology annotation, molecular function: ATP-dependent protein folding chaperone; ATP hydrolysis activity; heat shock protein binding.
AUCCUCUAUAAGAAGUUGAAGCCUCUCACGCGCUAUUUUGCAGAGAAACUCGCAAUCAAAAAUAGCAAUAAUCAUUGAAACACAAACACACGGCUUGAAGGUUGAAGCUGAGAUACAGUGAAAGGUAAGGGGGAAGAGUUGCUCUCGAGUUACUCUCGAUGGCCGGCUCGUGGAGAUCUCGUGGAGUGGUUGUAUCAGCAAUCGUCUUGUUCGGAUGUCUCUUUGCAAUUUCCAUUGCAAAAGAAGAAGCUACCAAGUUGGGAACAGUCAUUGGGAUAGAUCUUGGCACUACUUAUUCCUGUGUUGGUGUUUACAAGAACGGUCAUGUUGAAAUUAUAGCAAAUGACCAAGGAAACCGUAUUACCCCAUCAUGGGUUGCUUUCACUGACAGUGAGAGGCUUAUCGGUGAGGCUGCAAAGAACCAGGCAGCUGUCAAUCCCGAAAGGACCAUCUUCGACGUCAAGAGACUUAUUGGAAGAAAGUUUGAAGACAAGGAGGUCCAGAGGGACAUGAAGCUGGUUCCAUAUAAGAUUGUGAACAAGGAUGGCAAGCCUUAUAUCCAGGUUAAGAUAAAGGAUGGGGAGACCAAGGUCUUCAGUCCUGAAGAGAUCAGCGCUAUGGUACUGACCAAGAUGAAGGAAACGGCUGAAGCAUUCCUUGGGAAGAAAAUCAAGGAUGCUGUGGUCACCGUUCCUGCUUACUUCAAUGAUGCCCAGAGGCAGGCUACCAAGGAUGCUGGUGUUAUUGCUGGACUGAAUGUGGCAAGAAUUAUUAAUGAACCGACUGCUGCUGCUAUUGCUUAUGGUUUGGAUAAGAAAGGAGGCGAGAAGAACAUUCUUGUCUUUGAUCUUGGUGGUGGAACAUUUGAUGUCAGUAUCUUGACAAUUGACAAUGGUGUUUUUGAGGUUCUCUCGACAAAUGGAGACACACACUUGGGAGGUGAGGACUUUGAUCAAAGGAUUAUGGAGUACUUCAUUAAAUUGAUCAAGAAGAAGCAUGGGAAGGAUAUCAGCAAGGACAACAGGGCCCUUGGAAAGCUCAGGAGGGAAGCUGAGCGAGCAAAGAGAGCUCUUAGCAGCCAGCACCAAGUCCGUGUGGAGAUUGAAUCACUUUUUGAUGGAGUGGACUUUUCUGAACCUCUCACCCGAGCUCGCUUUGAAGAAUUGAACAAUGAUUUGUUCAGGAAGACCAUGGGACCUGUGAAGAAGGCCAUGGAAGAUGCUGCAUUAGAGAAGCGCCAGAUUGAUGAGAUUGUUCUUGUUGGUGGCAGCACUAGAAUUCCAAAGGUUCAACAGCUCCUCAAGGAUUAUUUUGAUGGAAAGGAACCUAACAAGGGUGUAAACCCAGAUGAGGCUGUUGCUUAUGGUGCUGCUGUACAGGGUGGCAUCUUGAGUGGAGAGGGUGGUGAUGAAACCAAAGAUAUCCUUCUUCUGGAUGUGGCUCCCCUUACUCUUGGUAUUGAAACUGUUGGUGGGGUGAUGACCAAGUUGAUUCCUAGGAACACUGUUAUCCCUACCAAGAAAUCUCAAGUUUUCACUACUUACCAGGAUCAGCAGACUACUGUCUCCAUUCAGGUCUUUGAGGGGGAAAGGAGUCUCACAAAGGAUUGCAGACUGCUUGGGAAAUUCGAUCUGACUGGCAUUCCUCCGGCUCCAAGAGGUACCCCGCAAAUUGAGGUUACAUUUGAAGUUGAUGCCAAUGGUAUCCUAAAUGUCAAGGCCGAAGACAAAGGCACUGGUAAAUCAGAGAAGAUCACUAUUACGAAUGACAAGGGUCGUCUUAGCCAGGAGGAAAUUGAGCGAAUGGUGCGUGAGGCAGAGGAGUUUGCUGAGGAGGACAAGAAAGUGAAGGAAAGGAUUGAUGCUCGUAACGGUUUGGAGACCUAUGUUUAUAACAUGAAGAACCAGAUCAAUGACAAAGACAAGCUAGCUGACAAACUUGAGUCUGAUGAAAAAGAGAAAGUUGAAACUGCUGUAAAAGAAGCCCUUGAGUGGCUUGAUGACAACCAGAAUGCUGAAAAAGAAGACUAUGAAGAGAAACUUAAGGAGGUUGAAGCGGUUUGCAACCCAAUCAUCACUGCUGUAUAUCAGAGAUCUGGCGGAGCCCCAGGUGGUGAGUCAGCGGAAGACGAUGAUUCACAUGAUGAGCUCUAAGAAUCUUUGGUUCGGAGGGGGAAAAAUGAGGAUCUAGGUUAGGCGAGGUUUAAUUAAGAUGCUGCAAUUCUCUUAUGGUAGAAAGGUGAAGGGAAAGGAAUUUUCCCAUUCCUCGCAUGUUUUUUUGGAGGUUAAAACACAUUGAAGAGAUUCCUUUUUAUGUUCUUUAGUCUAAUUUUAUACUUUCUUACAUUAAAAUCUGUUUCAAUUUGAUUUGA